AUGUGCGAUUGGCCUGGACGCGACAUCUGUCCAGCUUGGCUAGCCCUCACGGCUCACGCGGGCCUGGACACGGUCACGCGAACGGCGGCCCUCGGGCUCGAGUCCUCGCCUCCUCGGGACAUGCAGAUGCAGGCACGCGGACACGUGGUGACGCGGGCGAGUGGGGCAGCCGGGCAGGGGCGGGAUUUGCCACGAACAGACGGGCAACAGCAGGCAAGCGGGGCAAGGGCGGUAUUGGGCACUGUCAGUGCAACGAGGGCAACCCACCAUCCUCACGUGCCUUUUGCCGACCCACGCAGCAACGAGGGCAACCCACCAAGUCCCGUGGCUGGAUCGCGGUCUCUUGGUUCCGAGGGCACCAUGAAGGGUUCUAUGGGUCCUCCUCCUCCCAAAAACCCUAGCCCUCCUCCUAAUUCCGAUGCCGCCGAUACGGCCGUUGAGGAUGCCGCAGGCGAGAAUGAAGUUUCCGCCGACGAGGCCAGCAGGCUGCCUUCGGACACGUCGCAGGAGACGGAAAACAAAUCGCCCAAUAAAUUCACCCCUAGCCCUAGUCCCAGCCCCAAUGCAAGCUCCAAUUCAUCCGGUUCUCAGCAAGUUACGAUUCCUUACACGAUUCCGCCAUGGAGCGAACCCCCGUUGCAUCCUUUCUUCCUUGAGGUUCUGAAGGAUGGAACUAUAAUUGAGCAACUCGACGUGUAUGAGAAAGGAGCCUACAUGUUUGGGCGCAUGGAUCUAUGUGAUUUUGUGCUUGAGCAUCCAACCAUUUCUCGAUUUCAUGCUGUUUUGCAGUUUAAAAAGGAUGGCACAUAUCUUUAUGACCUUGGUAGCACACAUGGAACUUCUGUUAACAAGAACCAGGUCAAGGGAAAGGUCUACACGGAAAUUCAUGUGGGUGAUGUACUUCGAUUUGGCCAUUCGUCACGGCUGUACAUUUUUCAAGGUCCAUCUGAGCUAAUGCCACCUGAGGGUGAUUUGCAUAAAUUUAGAAAAGUCAAAAAGCAUGAAGAAAUGCGUGAUCGUGAAGCGUCACUUUUGCGUGCUAAAGAAGAAGCUUCAUUUGCUAAUGGUAUCUCGUGGGGGAUGGCUGAGGAUGCAAUUGAAGAAGAUCCAGAGAAUGAUGCAGAUGAAAUUACAUGGCAAACAUACAAAGGACAAUUUACUGAGAGGCAGGAAAAAACACGAAGUAAAAUUAUAAAGAGAAUGGAAAAGAUUUCCAAUAUGAAGAAGGAGAUUAAUGCCAUUCGAGCAAAAGAUAUUUCACAAGGUGGGUUAACCCAAGGUCAGCAAAUGCAGAUUGGUCGAAAUGAACAAAGAAUCGCUCAGAUAAUGGAAGAGUUGGAUAGCUUGGAAGAAACUUUAAAUGAUAGUAUUCGUGAAAGUGAAGGCGCUCGUGCUGGGAGGUCAAUUGGUGGCAGAGCAAAAGCAAUUGCUGUGGAGGAAGAAAACACCUUGAGUGAUGAAGAUGAGUUUUAUGAUCGAACAAAGAAGAAGCCUUUUGCUAAAAAGUCUGCUGAACAGCUGUCAGUUGAAACAGCUGAUACCCUCCUUGACAAAAUGGAAGUUAUAUCCAGUGAAAUAGAGGAAAAGAGAGAGCUGCUUGCAAAAGAGAAAGAGAAAGUUGCUUCUAAUGAGAAAGGAAACCAUGGAGAGGAUGAACUUGAUGCAUACAUCAGCGGCCUUUCUUCACAGCUAGUUAUUGAUAGGAUUUUACAAAUGGAGAUGAAUUUAUCCGAUCUGCAAGCAGAGCUGAACAGGAUAGCAUAUCUUCUGAAAAUUGCUGACCCAAGUGGAGAAGCUACUCGAAAAAGAGCGUCAAGUUCUAACGAAGCACAAGCAUCCAAGUCUGCUCAAUAUGUGCCCAGCAUCUCAAGACAGAGUCAAUCUAAUGAAAAGCCAAACCCCAUUUUGGACAAGCUCAAACCAAAACCAUCUCUUGAGGAAACCCAUAAGUUGGUUCCAGCAGAGAAACCUUCUGAAAAGGAUGACGGUGCUUGUGAAAAUAAAAAAGACAAAACGCUUUCAUAUACUAUCGCCAAACCUCAGUGGCUUGGCGCCACAAGGAACACAGAAACAGAUGAUCAGAUAUCCCCAGCUAAUUUGGAUGUAAGCAUUUCAGAUGAUUUUGUCGACUACAAUGAUAGGAAGAAAGUUCUCGGUACAGUUGAUAAUGAAAGCAACUUAGAAACUGCAGCUUCGGGUCUCUUCAUAAGGAAGAGGAAGUCUACAGAAAAAGCUGAAGAUAGUGUUGAAAAAGCUCAAAAAGUUGAAGUUCCAUUCUCAUCAUCCUCACCAAAGGCCGAAACCAUUGCAGCUGAUGCUGUUGCCUUGCUUUUAAAGCAUACUCGGGGAAUUCAUGUAGUUGAUGAGUUGAAAGACGAGAAUCUAAACUUGCAAGUUGAAGGCCAAACUGGUAAAGAAAAUUCAAAUGUAAGGCGUGUCCUUGGACCUGUUAGACCUGAUUUUCUAGAUGGGCGUCCAGAUUAUGAGUCCUGGGUUCCUCCUAAGGGGCAAACUGGGGAUGGUCGUACUUCUCUGAAUGAUCGUUUGGGAUACUAAAUCAUGGUUCGUAUUGUAAGCUAUUAGAGACCACUCCUGCUAUUUGUAACGAUAUAAUUCGGAGUAAAUCUACCGUAUUGCUGAUGGCCACUGCAGAUCAUUGGGUAAGAUCUCAUGCAUUGAGAAGGCAUCAAUAUCAAAUUUCUUAUACAGCUGCUCAUCAAGUUGUAUUGUAAAUAUGUUACCACUGAGGUAUUAAAAAUGGCUGCUAAUCCUUUCUACCCAUGCAAUUAGGUCCUGGUUUUCAGAUUUCCACACAUUUCCUCAAAGAUUUUUGUUGAUUGACCAUUUACUGAUGUUAUUGAUCUUAUGCAUUAUGCGCAUGUAGUAAUCAGGAAAAAGAAGUUUGUUUUUUUUUUAAAUGUUUAUUUGCUAUGUAUAUUGUCAUAUUUUGCUGAUUGACCAGAUUCAAAAGGAUCAGGACGGUUGGAUUAGAGUUGUAAAUGAAUCAGUCAAGCUGAGUAAAUUUUUUUUCAAGUUCAUUCA
This is a messenger RNA of Dendrobium catenatum, 3042 nucleotides long. RefSeq names its product kanadaptin. The transcript has 13 exons. Bases 1 to 2556 code for a protein of 851 amino acids. NCBI's taxonomy places the organism in Eukaryota, Viridiplantae, Streptophyta, Magnoliopsida, Asparagales, Orchidaceae. Gene Ontology annotation, molecular function: mRNA binding; protein binding. The record is from RefSeq and is a predicted model, not a curated record.